AACUACCCGCUAUUGACUUAAAGGGACGAGUCUGUUAUCAAUGACCCAGCUACUCUACACUUUACCUGUAUUCUCACCUGAGUUGCAAGAAGUGAAAGAAGGGGGUGCACUUAGUUAGAAGACGUACAACACAAGGAAGAAAACAACUUUACCUCAGCCUCAAGAUCUUCAGAGUCGAAAAUUCUCUCUCCUUUUGGCUGUAAUUGAACAUUAAUUUUUUUGGUCGUUUUUGAUUUUUUGAGUGGGGGACUUUGGCUGAUGAUGUUGUUCUGAUGUAUAAUGAAACAUGAAGAUUUCAGAGGAAUUUCGGAUUAUCAACCUUGUUUGUUUAAUGGGAGUAUGUCUUCAAAACGUAAAAAUACUCCGACCAAACUGCCAAAAGACAGCAACAGUGAAGUAGACAGUGACAGUGACACUGAAACCAGUCUCCACAUAGUGACAAAAUCAGACAGUGAAAAUCAGGACUCCGAUUCAUCCAGCAGUCGGCCGCCGAGUAAAAAACAACGAAUUCUUCAGAGUGUGCGGCAGGACUCGGACUCAGAGACUGAGCUGGAACUCUUAUCACCUCAUCAGCUUCAUCAUCACCUCUCAACAAAGUCCAAUCUGGGACUGCAGCGUAAAUCCAUGGAAAGUGUUCUGCGACGACUGAGCUCCAAAUCGGACAUUUCGGAGCUCGAGAAUAACCACAUGAACGAGGACAACAAAGUCAAGGAAAGCAUUCAGGUUUUACUGAGUGACGGAAGCUUGAAGGAAAAGGAGCAGAGACUCAGCGAGAUGAUUGCUCAACUACAGAGCCUCAAGGAGGAUCUGUCCACGCAAAAACAGGGUUCCAUAAACCACACAGAAUUCAAGAACAUGCCAGUAUCUGGCAGUGAAACAAGCAUCUCUCAUGCAUCUUCCAAAAGCUCAUCUCCCAUCAACAUGGACAGCCGACCACAACAGUUAUCUCCAGUUCUCUCCCCUUACCACCACGGUUCACCUCGAUCUCAGCCCUCGCCCAAAGUCAGAAAGGGGAGCCCUCCAGCCGCCACCUCCCCACACAGCUGGGGUGGGGCCAUGAAUCAGGAAAUCCCUCUCAACCUGACCAAACCCAGAGGGUACAAACUAGAGAAAGCGGAAGAGAUGUACGGAUCACCGGAAAAACAUGAAGGGAACAACAGGACGCCACCUCCAGCCCAUAUCCACCACAAGAGACAGGUGGCGUCCCCAGUCACCACCCCAACCACAGAGAUUGGACCAUUCCCAGGUGUACGGCUGCCACUUGGAUUUCCACAGUAUCCAUUCAUGAUGGCCAAUCCUAUGGUCACCUCAAUGCUGAGUGGAAUGACACCACCAGGACUGAUGAAUGGAAAAUCUCAUCCAGAUCAUGACAAGGAGUCGAUGGUUCAGGAGGUGUUGGCCCGUCAGCUGUCUCACUCUAUGACCAGCCCUGUGUUCCCAGGGCUCCCCCUACCCCUCUACUCCCAUGCAGCCAUGACCUCCCUCCCCCCAAUGUCAGCCAUGAAGGAACGGUCAGACAGCUCGGUAGAGGACAGCCAAUCAGGAAAAAUGUAUGGUGCUAAAAUUAUCCGUUCCCAGAAGGAGAAGAAUGAAGUAGGUAAACCCCAUAUAAAGAGACCCAUGAAUGCAUUUAUGGUUUGGGCCAGGGAGGAAAGAAGGAAGAUCCUAAAAGCCUGUCCAGAUAUGCACAACUCAAACAUUAGCAAAAUCUUAGGUGCCAAAUGGAAAGCCAUGACCAAUGCAGAGAAGCAGCCAUACUAUGAGGAACAAAGUCGCCUCAGUAAACUUCACAUGGAAAAACAUCCUGAUUACCGCUACAGGCCUCGACCAAAGAGGACUUGUAUUGUGGAUGGCAAAAAGCUUCGCAUCUCGGAGUAUAAAGCCCUGAUGAGGACGAGAAGGCAAGAUAUCCGAAGAGUUUGGUAUGGUGACUCCCACACCACUUACGUUGAGGGACUCAUCGGUGAGAAUGGUUCUUCCUCAUCCUUUGAUCCAUCUCGACCCCCUCUCCACCCUAAUGGAAUUCACUCCAGUGUAGACAGUUCAGGGGUCAACGGGGCGUCUCAUCAUGGCUUCCCUAGCAACAAGGAAGAUGACCUUGACAACUGCAGUGACGAGGAGCUCAGUGACAUGAUGGACCAAUCCUCGGACAACAGUCUCGAUUCCAACUUUUUGAAGAAUAUCCAACCUCUAAAACGAUCUCACAUCCUGUGCCAAUACAGAUAUGCCUCUUCAAGCACUUUUAAGUUGACCACUUCCCCUAAGCCGAAACCCAGUGACCCUGACACCUUGCCCUUUGGUCACAACUUUAGUGACCACAUGCUGGAAGUCCCCUGGUCAGCUGAUAAAGGAUGGGGGAAGCCUCUGAUAUCCCCCCUCCACAACCUCUCCCUCCACCCCGGGGCCAAGUGCUUCCAUUACGCAACAGAGUUGUUUGAAGGAAUGAAGGCCUACAGGACUGCCGAGGGAAAAGUGAAUCUCUUCAGACCUACUGAGAACAUGGCCAGGAUGCUUAGCUCAGCCCAAAGAGCAUCACUGCCGACUUUUGAUGGUGAUGAACUCAUAACAUGUAUUAAGAAGUUGAUCAGUAUUGAUAAAGACUGGGUGCCUCACUCAGAUAAGGCCUCCCUCUAUAUCAGACCCACACUGAUAGGAACAGAGGGUGUGUUGCGUGUGGACACCUCACAUGAAGCUCUGCUGUUUGUUUUGAUUGGACCAGUGGGAUGUUACUAUCCCACAGGACUCAAACCUGUGUCCCUGCUAGCUGAUCCCAAGUAUGUCAGGGCAUGGCCAGGGGGCAGCGGCAGCUUCAAACUGGGAUGUAAUUAUGCCCCCACCAUGAGCAUUCAACAAGAGGCUGCCUCUAAGGGUUGUCAGCAGGUAUUAUGGUUGUUUGGGCAGGAGGAGCAGAUCACAGAAGUGGGGGCCAUGAACCUAUUUAUGUAUUGGACCAAUGAAAAUGGAGAGGAUGAGCUGGUGACCUGUCCGUUAAAUGGUCUGGUGUUACCAGGGAUUACCAGGAAAAGUCUACUGGAGCUGGCAAGAUCCUGGGGAGAGUUUAAGGUUUCUGAACGAGAGUAUACUAUGCAAGAUUUAGUCAAAGGAUUGAAAGAAAACAGGGUGAAGGAGUUCUUUGGGGCAGGGACUGCCUGUGUUGUGUGUCCUGUGGAGAAGGUUUUGUACAGAUCCCAGUGGUUAAACAUCCCCACCAUGUCUCAAGGUGCCCCCCUAACGAUGAGAAUGUACAAAACUCUGCUAGAUAUUCAGUAUGGAAGGGUGAAGCAUGAAUGGUCAGUCUCGGUUGAGUAAAGGACUACAGUGUAUCUGAUAUAUCGAAAAGAUUUCUUAGACAAUAAGGAGAGAUUAGUCACAGACGGUAUUUCUCUUGACGGAUACUUAUCACCGCUUACAAAUGGCUUUUUAUCUCAGGAACACUUUUAUUAAUGAAAUAAUUCUAUAUCCUGGAACUCAUGUUAAAUUAUUUGGAAUUUUUUUUAUUUGUUUAAUGAUUUUUUGGAGUGAGAUUUUUGUUGCUGGUAAAUUGUCUCAAAAAUAAUUACACAUGUACUUAAUUGUAGCAAUAUUUGAUGUUUACAGUUUAGUUAAGGAUGACAAUAUGAUCAAGUGUUAUCUGUGAUAUUUUUUAUUUUUUUGUUGUUAAAGUAUGCUAACAAUAUCUUGUUUUUUUUUUAACAUGGUGUGCACUAUUAGCUAUAUAUUUUUACAAAUAAUAGAGAACAAAACAUAUGUUUAUUAAUGAACAUAAAACACCCAGUGCUAUAUUGUGAAGUACUUAAUCUUUGUGUGUGAUUUUGUAAUUGUUGUUCUGUAUGGAGGGAUAAUUGCAAUUUCUGAUGAUUUUAUUUCUUUCUUUUUUUUUUGUGGAAAUGCGGAGAAUUUUUGAAAACAUAUCUCAAUAAUGAAAAUUAAAAUUUGUACAAAUUUUAUUUAUUUAAUUGUGUAAUUUGUAUUUGGAAUUAUGGAAAGAUAAUUUUUCUAAAGUGUCUUUAAUUAUUAUCAUAAUCUAUUUUUUCUCCUUUUUAUACAAAAUCUGGAUAAAUCUUUUUUGAUAUACAUGUAUAUGUUUUUGUUAAGAAUUCAAUUUUUUACAAGUUUUUAUCACCAGUUUUUGUUUCAGGUGAUCUAAAUUUGUUUAAUGAACAAAAUAUUCGAUGGAAGGGUAGAAAUUUCAGGAUAUUAAGGAAAAGAAAUCUUAUUAAUUGAUUUUGAAUUAAUGAUCUUCACUUAGUAUAUUUUUCCCUGUACUUUUUAAACAGAAUCUCGCAACUGAAGCCUGAUAUCCAUUUUUUUUUUAAUUCGUUUAAAAAUUAUGCAGUGAUUUUAAGGGUUUGAAUUUUUAAAAAAUACUUAAAGGUACAUGGGACUUUUUUUUUGUCUUUCAAAAAAUAUGUAUAUUUAGACAAUAUUACCAGUAGUAAUUUUUUUUACAUAAUUCAUUUGAAGGGAUAAACUUUAAUCAAAUCUUUACGUUUAUUUUUCUUAAAUAGAGGUUAAAUUGGCCAUUUCUUCCCCAAAAGUUUUAUUCUACUGCUUAAAAAAAUGAAUUAUCAUAAAAUUAAAAGAAAACAAUAGGUUAUAAAUAUAGAUCAUUUCCUAAAUACUUCAUUUAGAUAUUUUAAAAAUAUAUAGACAGUACUAGUUUUGUUGAUGAAAAGGCAGAUUAUUGGUUUUAAUUCAGUCAGCUAUUACAUUACCUCAAUGUGAAAUCCAAGUUUAACUUAUAACAUUUAAUGAUGCAAAAAGAUUUUAAUCAAAUAGAAAGUUUAAAUACUCAUUUUUUCUAUUAGCAGAUUUUUUUUCUUUUUGAAAUAGCCUAAUACAUUUUUUACUGGAAUUAACAAUUUUCACAUAUGCGCUAUAUAUAUUUUUAAAUGUUUGCGUAGUGAGGCAGUUAGUUUUUGUUGCCAUGGAUUCUUAAAAUCAAAGUUUUGUUUGGUGCUUUAAUUUGCUUGAAUCUCAUUAGUAUAUAGUAGGUAAUAUAUAUAGAAACAUUGACUUGUGUUACGAUGCAGCUGUUGUUGAUAUGUAGUUAAUUUUUAAAUCUUAUACUGUUCCUCUUUU
This is a messenger RNA of Saccostrea cuccullata (small rock oyster), 5082 nucleotides long. RefSeq names its product transcription factor SOX-5-like. NCBI's taxonomy places the organism in Eukaryota, Metazoa, Mollusca, Bivalvia, Ostreida, Ostreidae. Gene Ontology annotation, molecular function: branched-chain-amino-acid:2-oxoglutarate transaminase activity. The coding region runs from base 280 to 3309 and encodes 1009 amino acids. Gene Ontology annotation, cellular component: mitochondrion. The transcript is spliced from 19 exons. The record is from RefSeq and is a predicted model, not a curated record. Gene Ontology annotation, biological process: L-leucine biosynthetic process; L-valine biosynthetic process.